AACCAUCCGACUCUACCAUAAAAACAUUUCUCAAGUUCUUUUGCCAUCUACGCGAUGGCGAGGAGCAAGCGGCCACUAGGGAGCUUAUGCGACACUGGGGGACGAUAAAUCCAGGACAGGCCUUUCCAAACGACCGACUCACGCGCCGUCACGACGAUAACAAACAACCCAAAGGCAAGAAGAGCCCGCGAAGCAAUCUAAGCAACAAUAGAACGAGACGUCGGCGGGCACAGAAGUUGCGCGCAAGUUCGAGCUUGCUUGAAAGAAAUGGCCGACAGGUAGCUUCUGAUGUGGACAUAUCUGCGAUACUGGAGCCCCCACCGAUGUCUAAGCCAAAUACAAAUAAAUCAACUUCAAGGUCAAGUGAUAAAAGUCAUGUCGAAACAAUAGUUAGUACCCACGUCGCAGCACGGAAGCUGGUGCUUUCUGCUAAGCCACCGAAAAACAAGGCAGGAGGCGGAUCGAGAGUGCGAGGGGUUGCUGAAAUAGCGCUUGACGGCCAACCGGAUAGACAUUUAACAGACAAGCCAAAUAAAUCUCAGCCAGCAGCCACAUCGCGAAUAACAGUAACCCACUGUAAUUCGCCGGAACCAGCUUCAUCUAGGAAGCAGGAUAAAUCUCGGAUGACAGUCUCAUUGCCACAAAGACGGCGAGGGCGGUCUUCUACAACGCAGCCGGCGGGGAAGACAUUCAUUUCACCUCCCCAAGGAAAAAUUGCAGUUGCCGCACUACCCAACGAGUCACAAGAAACCUCAGCAUUUACCGGCGCUAGAACUUGCAUGAUAUCGAUACCCUCACGUUCUAUUGAUGGAAGGGCACCGGGGGCACAGUCCGGACGUAGCCUAGGCACAAAUAUCCCGCAUAUGGAUAGGGCGCCCACCAGUGGUCUUUCUGCAGGCAAGAAGAAAGCCAAGACGCGUGCGGCCUCCCUGAUGCCACGUAUUCAAGUCAAUGAUAGUAUAGGAGAACUUGCGUCCGGUCAGGCAGUACGCACUCCUGGAGUCAAGAUGAGACCGUCGGUUAAAGAACUUACCUUGUCCAAAAGUUCUCAUCAGUCAAUUUCCCAUUCUUUAGAGGGUGCGAUGCGUGAGAUUCCCUCAGACCAAAGAGGCUUCCAGCUAUCUGCCGAACUGUUCCACCAAUGUCUCGUGUUUCUGUAGAGCAACAGACAGUUUGCUUACCCUCGGCGCCCCAUGUAGACCAUCAACACCCAGAUCGAACCCCUCGCCCAAAUUCUGUACAAACAUAUGUUCCUCAUGCCUAUCAGGAGACUCGCGCAGGACAUGUGCUAGAGAAAGCCGAGCUCACCCGUCCUCGUUUUCAGCAAAUGAAUAUGAAAGAGAUGACGGUCAAGACAGAGGAAACAAGCGCUUCUUUUACCUUGCAUAGCAAACCGACACGCUCGAAACGACAGCGACUAUCUUCUGUUGCGAGCGCCAUCCGUAAACGCUCAGAGAACAGACUUAGCUUUAAAGCGCCUCAAAGGCCGCCUCUGUCUCGCGAGCCGCCCAUCUGGGCUACGUCACGCCAAGAAAUCUGUGAAACACUGGACUAUUUUCGUAGCUAUCAGAGCGGUGUUUACAGUUCGGAUGGCCUUGUCAAAGGUUAUCUUCUCAGUGCCUUUGGCUCGGAGCGAGAUAUUUUCCAUUUAGGAGGAAGAUUCAUUGUAUCUCAUGGGGGUGGAAAGUCAGAAAGCGUCCUUCAGUCUCGGGUCGGCGCCCGCCACCAGCUCGCAGGCGACCAAAAGAUUACCGACAGAUCUGUGCGAGCGCUGAUGAGAAAUUACGAAGAAAGCAGACCUCUUGUUUUGUUAGCAGAUGACAAGUACGACAAGUUUCCAUACGACUUAUCUACUCCUGGCUCCGUUUACCCUUACAUUGUCCUCGGUUUCUUCUGGAUUCCAUAUGCCUGGGCGGAGUAUGAGGCGCCCUCCACCGACAAUCAAAGCGUCGUUCGCUGGAAGUUUGCGUUUCAGUGGUGCGAAGAGCAAGGUGACCCAUGGUGGACAUCCAGUCCCUAUGCUGAUGAGGCUGGUGCAACGAACUCUGUCAGCAACUUCCUGCAUCACAAUGAGAAACCUAGCUCUACUAUCGUUAGUCCCGGCAAGAGGUUUCGCUUUCGGGAUGAGGAACUGUGCAUCGAUUGUAUGAAAACCAGCCCAUCCGUCUAUAAACAGGGGUGGAUAUGUCUAAAUCCUUGCUGUGGUGCAUUUUGGACGUUGAAACACGGCGGGUCCCCUACCAUCCUCGACUACAGCGAGUCGUUUCUCCAACUCAUUUCCCCAACACACCCGAAUAUAUCACUAGCAAAUCUCAAGCCAUCCUUGAUAUCGGAAGCACCUGAUGGCAUUGCAACUGGACUACCGUUCAGCAAGGGUUGGCACUGUAAAGGUUGUGGAAGAUUGGCCUGCAGAUCAGACUGGAAGUGCUGGAAAUGUCCCCAUUGUAAUAAAGAACAUCAAGUUGAGGACCGAUCCAUGGCUCCCCACGAGUUCUGGUUGCAAAGACCUUCCAGGCCCAUAAUGCACGCGGAAAUUGGGCGAUAUUCAGGCAUUCGUAGCGAACGCCCGGCUAUAAUUCACAGUACAAUCGACGGCAGGGAUGAAGCGAUACACCGACUCACAUAUGUCCUUCCGAUGAAUAGAGGGAAGAUCCAUCUCGUCCUUGGUAAUCCUCGAGCAAAUAGUAGGGCCAAUGAAGCAUUCAGGUUGUAUCAAGAAGAAGCCAAAUCUGGCGGCCUUGAGUUACGACGUUAUGCGUUGAGAACCCACAGACUGCGCGGACCAAUGCUUACAAACUACUUCUCUCAAAACUCGGGAGAGCCUUAUCAAUACGUGAGCGGAACGGGCCAGACCGUCCCAUUCGACAAAGCCAGCAAGAGUGUUAUAGCGGCUCUUGCUAUAAUCAAGGAACGCACGCAAAAAGCUCUGGGUUGCGAAGUGCCUUUCAACGAAAUUCUGACAGCCGCGUAUAUGGAGAGUCAGAAGAUGUCUUUUCACAGUGACAGCGAGAUAGGCUUAGGUCCUGUUGUAGCUUCCCUUUCCCUAGGCUCAAUGGCAUACAUGCACUUCCGUAUGAAGAACAGCCAACAGAGAGAGAAACGGUCAUCACAGAUAGAUUUAACAUUAACAUUGCGACAUGGUGACGUCGUGGUCAUGGAAGGUGCACAAGUUCAGGAUUUGUAUGAACAUACGGUGUCACCAGUCAACUUCAGAAUCGCUGCGACAGCGAGAUGCAUUGGACCUAACCAUUCUUACUAUAAGACAUAGUUUAAGAAACAAACAACGCCGUUGCUCUCGAAUAUGGCUAUUCUCGGCUAUGAUGCCUUUACUAGCUGUGAGGAUUGUCAGCGCCCUGCUGCUUCCUCUUGAAUAGUACUAGGAGCCAGCGACCACGGUAUGCGUUGCGCCUAACCAAUUUAUCAUAAUUUAUCACAGAUCCGUAUUCGCUAGAUUGGAUGCUAUGCAUCAA
Coniophora puteana RWD-64-598 SS2 is the source of this 3470-nucleotide messenger RNA. RefSeq lists its product as uncharacterized. The record is from RefSeq and is a predicted model, not a curated record. The transcript is spliced from 19 exons. Bases 1142 to 3268 code for a protein of 708 amino acids. Lineage: Eukaryota; Fungi; Basidiomycota; Agaricomycetes; Boletales; Coniophoraceae. Gene Ontology annotation, biological process: DNA repair.